AUGGGAGUUACCGAAACUGAUAAAUCUGUCAUCAUUAACCAUGAAUCGGGAUCAAGCGCUGAGAUCUAUCUCUACGGCGCUACGAUAGUCUCAUGGAAAUCAGGUGGUAAAGAACGACUAUUCGUUAGUGGUAAAGCCGCUUUGGACGGCAGCAAAGCUAUUCGAGGUGGUAUACCAAUCUGUUUCCCAAUUUUCGGUCCACCACCAUCCUCUCCUCCUGAAUAUGCCUCAUUAGCCCAACAUGGAUUCGCCCGUAACCAAAUCUGGAAAUUUGAAAAGACCGUUAUGGAUCGAUCCGAGGGAGUUUCUCUUCGAUUUACCGCACCUUUACCUCCAACUGAAUUUCAACACAAAUACAAACUUGCCUACGUAGUUACAUUAUCUGAACAUCAACUUUCGACCGAUCUCCAUAUCGUCAACGAAGAGGAGUCCAAGGAAUUUACAUUCCAAGCUCUCUUACAUACUUAUUUGGCAAUUCCCGAUUCAUCCAAGAUCAAAAUUUCGAAUGUUCCACAAGGGACCACCUAUGUUGAUAAGAUUCUGGGAGGGAAGAAAGUUGAGAGUGAUGGAGAGGAUAUAGUUAUUGAUAAACCAAUUGAUAGGGUUUAUCACAAAGUAGCGAGUCAAGAAGUUCACGUGGAUGAUGGAUUCGGAGGUGGAUACAAAGUCAGAUUCAGAGGAUUCGAAGACUGCACUAUCUGGAACCCUACCGAAGAGACCGGCAAGAAGAUAGUCGACAUGGAAGAUAAAGGAUGGGAAAAAUACAUUUGUAUCGAACCUGGAUAUGCUCGUGAAUUCAAGUCUCUCGCUCCCGGAGAAGAAUUCAUAGGUCAACAAGUCAUUACUGCGCUCUGA
Messenger RNA from Kwoniella botswanensis, 855 nucleotides. RefSeq lists its product as uncharacterized. Gene Ontology annotation, cellular component: cytoplasm. Gene Ontology annotation, biological process: carbohydrate metabolic process. The record is from RefSeq and is a predicted model, not a curated record. The coding region runs from base 1 to 855 and encodes 284 amino acids. The transcript is spliced from 8 exons. Lineage: Eukaryota; Fungi; Basidiomycota; Tremellomycetes; Tremellales; Cryptococcaceae. Gene Ontology annotation, molecular function: glucose-6-phosphate 1-epimerase activity; carbohydrate binding.